Molecule: messenger RNA, 2506 nt
Organism: Scylla paramamosain (green mud crab)
Lineage: Eukaryota; Metazoa; Arthropoda; Malacostraca; Decapoda; Portunidae
Exons: 5
Coding region: 30-797 (255 amino acids)
Source: RefSeq, a predicted model, not a curated record
ACAAGCCGGUACGGUUGGCAUUCCUGGCUAUGGUGGCACUUGUGGUGGUGGCAGCCCUGACUACGAUGGCGAUGGUGGUUGAGAGUGCCUCGGUGCGAGAACGUAAACCCACAAACCACUCCAAUAACACUUCAGUCAUUGCAGUGCCUUCAGAUCUACUGGUGCGCCUAGUGGAGGUGACACAAUCCCUUCAUAACUUGCUGCCGCGCCGGAGUGUAAGCGACGGAAACAUUGAGGCGACCCAAGAGGCCGCUGGGCUAAAAGGUGCGUCUGGUGAGGAGCGGAUUCUUACACUUGCACUGACACAACACGCGCUGCUACAACACAGAAUGGAGGAACUUCUGACGCAAACAGGAAGGUGUCAAGCCCAGGUGGAGGCGCUGCGGGAGGACAAGGAGGAGCUGAAGAGGGAAAUUCAAGCCACGAAGGAGCGAAUGACGACAAAAAACAAAGAUUUAGGCUCGUCGACACAUGAAUUUCCCGCCAAAAGUGACCAUGGUUGCAAAUGUAAACAAACUGACUCUGACGCACCCAAAAGGACUGCAAUGCUCUCUACCACUGCUACUAUCGAUACUACUACUGCAAUAACUGUCCUCACUGCUCCGCCUGGUUCUCCUGAGUCUACUACUAUCACUAAUGGCAGGAAUAGUAGCACUGGGCGGAUAGUAGACCGUGUUUCUGGUGGAGCGGUGACUGAGACUACUUCUAUUACAAUUAUUCCGACUACUACUGCUGCUACUACUAUUGCUACUACUACUACUGAGAGUGUGGUCGUGCUUGGAUCUGGUGUAAGGUGAUCUUGGAACCUCAGGGAAAACAACAUGCAGCAAAUGAGUUGGAAUGGCUAGAACCAGAGGAUGGGGGUGUGCGUCCAGGGAGUUGAGGAGUGCCACUGCUUCAACUGAUGUGUGGGACCUUGAGGCAGAGGGUCCACCAGGUGUGUGUGUGUGUGUGUGUGUGUGUGUGUGUGUGUGUGUGUGUGUGUGUGUGUGUGUGUGAGAAUGUUUUCCUACUUGUGGUGAAUGGUAAGGAAAAAGAGUGUGUGGUGGUGUGUGGUGUGGCCUUGUUUGUGGCAGAUGCAUUGGGGAGUGUGUGGUGGUGUGUGGUGUGACCUUGCUUGUGGCAGAUGCAUUGGGGAGUGUGUGGUGGUGUGUGGUGUGACCUUGCUUGUGGCAGAUGCACUGGGGAGUGUGUGGUGGUGUGUGGUGUGACCUUAGUAACUUAACUUCUUAGUAACUUGUUUGAUAAUGGACUCCCUUGAAAACUGAUGACAAAAAUAGAAUGCUAGGUAUAGAAAAUGCGCCCAGAUUAUUAGUAUGAAAUAUCUGGGGAUUAAUUCGCUAGCAAACUAACACUAGACAAGAAACGUGACACGGAAAAAGAGAAGUUUGAAAAGUGUGACAGUAUGAGAGCUGCCGAGGUUUAGUAGGUGAGUGGGUGGGCGCGGCCGUGACAGUGCGUGUGUGUGUGCGUGGGCUGAGAGUCCGUGCGUGUGUGUGGGCGUGAGAGUCCGUGCGUGAGCGUGGGCGUGAGAGUGCGCGUGCGUUGGCGUGAGAGUGCAUGUGGAUGUGCGUGGGAGAGUGCGUGGGCGUGGGCGUGAGAGAGCGUGUGCGUGCGUGGGCGUAGGCGUGCGAGUGUGUGUGUGCGUGGGCGUGAGUGCGUGUGCGUGCGUGGGCGUGGGCGUCCGAGACUGUGUGUGCGUGGGCGUGAGUGCGUAUGUGUGUCCAUGGGCGUGAGAGUGCGUGUGCGUGAGAGUGCGUGGGCGUGAGAAUGCGUGUGCGUGAGAGUGCGUGGGCGUGCGGGUGUUUGUGCAUGGGCGUGAGUGCGAGUGCGUGCGUGGGCGUGAGAGUGCGUGUGCGUGCGUGGGCGUGAGUGCAUGUGCGUGAGUACGUGGACGUGCGAGUACGUGUGUGCAUGGGCGUGAGUGCGAGAGCGUGCGUGGGCGUGAGAGUGCGUCUGCGUGGGCGUGAUUGCGUGUGCGUGCGUGGGCAUGAGAGUGUGUGUGCGUGCGUGGGCGUGAGUGGGUGUGCUAGGGCGUGGGCACUAGUGCGUGUGCAUACGUGGGCACGAGAGUGCGUAUGCGUGGGUGUGAGUGCGUGUGCGUGCGUGGGUGUGAGAGUGCGUGUGCGUGAGACGUGAGCGUGCGAGUGUGUGUGUGCGUGGACGUGAAUGCGUGCGUGGGCGUGGGCGUGCGAGUGUGUGCGUGGACGUGAGAGUGCGUGUGCGUGGGCCUGAGUGUGUGUGCGUGUGCGUGAGUGCGUGUGUGUGAGUGAGUGGGCGUGUGCGUAAAUGUGCGUGCGUUUGCAUGAGUGCGUGUGCGUGGGCGUGAGUGCGUGUUCGUAGGAGUGAGAGUGAGUGCGUGGGCGUGAGAGCGCGUGUGCGUGCGUGGGCGCGAGUGCGUGGGCAUCAGAGUGCGUGUGCGUGCGUGGGCGUGAGUGCGUGGGCGUGCGAGUGUGUGUGUGUGCGUGGGCGUGAGUGCGUAUGCGUGCUUGGGUGUGGGCGUGUG